AGAAGUGGUGGUCUGAUAACUCUACGAGGAGGUGAUGCCGUAAAAGGUUUUACCGUUCGAUAUUAUUAUACAACGUACAUUUACAUUAGCGACACAUGAACACUUGAACACACACAGCGUACGAGAUUGACACAAUGAGCUAUCACAGAGGAGGUGGUAGCAAGCCAAAGGGCUUUGGCUUCCCUGGUUUUCAAAUGCCUGGAGCAAAGAGAAGUGGCACCAACAUACCUCCACCUCCACCAAACUCAGCCUUGAGCAAACAGGGCUAUCAUACAAUGAACGCUAUUACAGAGAACGCUCUGUCCGCAUGCUGGGGAAUGCCUAAAAAGCGCAGUAAAACUGAGGAAGAAUAUUUCGAGGACGACGACGAGCCUCCAACUUCGUCACUGGAAUACAUACCUGCUCCUGGCUCUCCCACAAAUGACCUAAUGAAAAAGUCGACAACGAAAGAUGAAAGCGACAGCGAAGAGGAUCCCUUGGACGUUUUUAUGGCGGGUAUUGAUGCGGAGGUAAAACGAAAUAAUUGUGCUGCUCAACAAGAAGAUAAUCGAAAAGAGGAUAAAUCUAAGGGAUUUCGGGCAGAUAUUGAUGGAGAGGAUGAUGAAGAGAGCUACUACAGGUACAUGGAAGAAAAUCCAACUGCUGGCUUGCAACAAGAAGAAUCCGAUCAGGAGAUCGAGUAUGAUGAGGACGGUAAUCCCAUCGCGCCACCAAAAAAGAAAGAUAUUGAUCCGUUGCCUCCGAUUGAUCACAGCGAAAUAGAAUACGAACCGUUCGAGAAGAAUUUUUACAACGUGCAUGAGGAAAUCGCAAGUUUAAGCAAGCAACAGAUCGACGAUCUGAAGAAGACUUUGGGUAUAAAGGUGUCGGGACCGUCUCCGCCGAAUCCGGUCACGAGUUUCGGCCACUUUGGAUUCGACGACGCACUGAUCAAGGCCAUACGUAAGAACGAGUACACACAACCGACGCCUAUUCAAGCGCAGGCUGUUCCUGCCGCUUUAAGCGGCCGAGAUAUAAUAGGCAUCGCGAAGACUGGAAGCGGCAAAACGGCGGCUUUUAUCUGGCCGAUGUUGGUGCAUAUCAUGGACCAGCGUCAGUUGAGCGCCGGAGAUGGUCCCAUCGGUCUUAUUCUGGCGCCAACCCGAGAAUUGUCUCAACAGAUCUAUCAAGAGGCGAGAAAAUUUGGAAAGGUGUACAAUAUUCAAGUGUGCUGCUGCUACGGAGGUGGCAGCAAGUGGGAACAGAGCAAAGCGUUAGAAAACGGCGCGGAGAUCGUAGUCGCGACUCCCGGCAGAAUGAUCGAUCUAGUUAAGAUGAAGGCAACAAAUUUAACGAGGGUUACGUUUUUGGUUCUGGACGAAGCCGACAGAAUGUUCGAUAUGGGUUUUGAACCGCAAGUACGAUCGAUAUGCAAUCACGUGAGACCCGACAGACAAACGCUGUUGUUCAGCGCAACGUUUAAAAAGCGAAUAGAGAAGCUCGCAAGAGACGUUUUAACGGAUCCUAUCAGGAUAGUGCAAGGUGAUGUCGGUGAGGCUAACACCGACGUGACGCAACACGUUAUCAUGUUCCAUAACAAUCCUAGCGGUAAAUGGAACUGGCUGUUGCAGAACUUGGUUGAGUUUUUAAGUGCCGGUAGCCUUUUGAUCUUUGUCACUAAGAAGCUGAACGCAGAAGAGCUUGCCAACAAUCUCAAAUUGAAAGAGUUCGACGUGUUGCUUCUUCACGGUGAUAUGGAUCAAAUCGAGAGAAACAAAGUGAUUACGGCAUUUAAGAAAAAGGAUGUCAGUACCUUGGUCGCGACGGAUGUAGCCGCACGAGGUUUGGACAUUCCACAUAUCAAGACUGUCGUGAACUACGAUGUUGCGCGUGAUAUCGAUACGCAUACACACAGAAUAGGAAGAACGGGACGAGCCGGUGAGAAGGGCACGGCGUAUACUCUUGUUACGGAAAAGGACAAGGAGUUCGCCGGAUAUUUAGUGAGAAACUUGGAAGGAGCGAAUCAGGAAGUGCCAAAGAGCUUGAUAGAUCUGGCUAUGCAAAGCGCGUGGUUCAGGAAGUCGAGGUUCAAAGGCGGGAAAGGGAAGAGCAUCAACGUUGGCGGGGCCGGACUUGGUUUCAGAGGACGACCAGAUUCGUCAAAUGCGUCCGGUUCGACGUCGCAAGCGUCCAAAGACAUCAGCGAGGUGGUCAAGAAGCUGGAAAGACACGGGCCCGGCAGUGAUAGACUCUCUGCUAUGAAAGCCGCUUUUCGAAGUCAAUAUAAUUCACAGUUCCGAGCGUCGUCGGAUCACACUUGGGAACAAACGAUCACCCCACCUUCGGUAAUCAUGCCGCCACCGUCGACCGUUCCGUCACCGAAAUCCACGGCGCAGGACAACCAGGCUCCCAAUUCGUCGGAACCAGAACGGAAAAGAGUGCGAAAGAGUCGAUGGGAGUGAUCAGGUUAAUGUUUCCUUUAUGUAUAUUUUUUUUACACAUAGCGGCUAUUAUUCGAUCGAAAAUAAUAAUAAUACUUGAAGAAUUGUUUUAUAUUAU
Messenger RNA from Pseudomyrmex gracilis, 2538 nucleotides. Its product is annotated as ATP-dependent RNA helicase DDX42. Gene Ontology annotation, molecular function: ATP binding; RNA helicase activity; nucleic acid binding. Lineage: Eukaryota; Metazoa; Arthropoda; Insecta; Hymenoptera; Formicidae. The record is from RefSeq and is a predicted model, not a curated record. The transcript is spliced from 10 exons. Bases 135 to 2441 code for a protein of 768 amino acids.